Molecule: messenger RNA, 1140 nt
Organism: Mizuhopecten yessoensis (Yesso scallop)
Lineage: Eukaryota; Metazoa; Mollusca; Bivalvia; Pectinida; Pectinidae
Product: integumentary mucin C.1-like
Exons: 3
Coding region: 1-1140 (379 amino acids)
Source: RefSeq, a predicted model, not a curated record
AUGACUACUCAACGAAUAACUACAACUCACAAAGUGAUAGCAAUAUCAACGACAACUAGUACUGAGGAAACAACGACCACAACACCGGAAAUAAUUAUCUUAACUCCGGAAACAACAACCAAAACACCGGAAACUACUACCACAACAACAGAAACAACUACCACCACACCGGAAACAACUACCACAACAACGGAAAUAACUUCUACAACACCGGAAACUACUACCACAACACCGGAAAUAACUACUUCAACUCCGGAAACAACAACCAAAACGCCGGAAACUACUACAACACCGGAAACAACUACCACAACACCGGAAAUAACUACUUCAACUCCGGAAACAACAACCACAACACCGGAAACUACUACCACAACAACAGAAACAACUACCACAACACCGGAAACAACUACCACAACAACGGAAAUAACUUCUACAACACCGGAAACAACUACCACAACACUGGAAACUACUACCACAACACCGGAAACUACUACCACAACAAUAGAAACAACUACCACAACACCGGGAACAACUACCACAACACCGGAGACAACUACUUCAACUCUGGAAACAACUACCACAACACCGGAAACUACUACCAAAACACCGGAAACAGCUACAACAACACCAGAAACAACAACCACAGCACCAGAAACAACUACCAAAACUCCGGGAACAACUACCACAACACCGGAGACAACUACUUCAACUCUGGAAAUAACUACCACAGCUCCAGAAACAAUUACCAAAACUCCGGAAACAACUACAACAUCACCGAAAACAACUAAAGCAACAGCGGAAACAACUAAUACAACUCAGGAAACAACUGCCACAACAACGGAAACAUCAACAUAUAGUUCAACUGUUUGCCUUUGUCCCUGGAGCAGUACUGCGAGAAACCUAGCAGUUGACCUAGAUACGAAGCUUCAAACUAUCAGGAAUACGCUACUCGUUGAUGUGAAGGAAACUUCAGCUCACAUGCGGACAUUGACGAGCGCUCCUGACCCCCGCCCGUCCGCCAAAGCAGUAGGACUAGUCGCAGUUGCUAUGAUGGUGGUUCCCUUCGGACUGAUCUUAAUACCGGACAUCGUGAGGACUAUCAGAGGAACGGCUAACUUAAUAAAACGAUUAUCACAGUAG